UUACUUAUGAUAUUUUGAAAUUAUGACAGCUUCCGGUCCUCAUGGUUUCGAAAACAUCGAGCCACUAACAGGAAACAACUUCCAAACAUGGAAGGACUCGUUGCUAUUGCACUUGGGUUGGCAUGAGGUUGACCUCGCGCUCAGAGAAAGUAAACCAGAGGAACCUCCAAAGGGUGCCACUGGGUAUGCUGAGCUUAAGAAAGCCUAUGACACUAAAGUUGAGCAGUGGGAGAGGUCGAACAGAAUGGCACUCCUAAUUAUGAACUUCUCCAUCUCAACUGAGAUUAAAGGGGCUAUUCCCACUAAAGAAAAUGCCGCCGAAUAUUUGAAAUCGGUGGAAGAACAAUUUAAGGGCUCAAAGAAAGUGUAUGCUGAUGAGCUUUUACACAAGCUGCUUGCAAAAUAUGAUGGGCAAGGAAGUGUGAGGGAACACAUAUUAAGUAUGAGCAAUGACGCGGCAAAGCUUAAAACCAUGAAAUGUGACUUGAACGAAGAGCUUCUUGUGCUCCUUGUUUUUAGGUCACUACCCUCACAGUUCAAUCCAUUUAAGAUAAAUUACAACUCUCUUGAAACUAAAUGGAAACUACCUGAGCUCAUUGCACAUUGUGUUCAGGAGGAAGAGAGAAUGAAAAGUGAACAAAAGGAUCAAGUUUUCCAUGUUAACUCUGGAAAAAGGAAGCAGGAGAACAAUGCUCCUGGCAAUAAUGUGCCCAACAAAAAGCAGUUUUUCAAAAAGACUCCUCCAAAACCUAAGCAAUGCAAUGAGGCAAGCUGUUCACGUCCUGCUCCUCCAGCGGCUGCUCCACUGAAUCUCAAAAAUGCCGCUGGAGAAAUGUUUGCAACUUUUGCAAAGAUCCUGGUCAUGUCAAGGCAGACUGUCCUGGUUUUCUCAAGUGGCUGA
Molecule: messenger RNA, 901 nt
Organism: Hordeum vulgare subsp. vulgare (domesticated barley)
Lineage: Eukaryota; Viridiplantae; Streptophyta; Magnoliopsida; Poales; Poaceae
Exons: 1
Coding region: 23-901 (292 amino acids)
Source: RefSeq, a predicted model, not a curated record